AUGCCUUUUGGCUGCCGCGUCGACGUGGGGUGUACAGACACCCUGGGUUUCCUCCAUGUCAGGGACAUGCAUUACCUCCCAAGGGCCCUCAAAGCUGGUGCUUCCUUCCUCAACUCCUUGGGGGCCACAGGGGCCCCUGGGGAUCCACAAGGGGCCCCAGCAGGGGCCGCAGCAGGGGCCCCAGCGGGGGCCCCCGAGGACCCUGCAGGGGCUCUAGGAGAAGCCCCAGAGGCCCCGGCAGGGGCCCCAAAAACCCUGACAGGGGCCCCAGAGGCCCUUUCGGGGUCCCCGGGGGCCCCCUUGGGGGCCCCGGGGGCCCCCUCGGGGGCCCCGGGGGCCCCCAGCGUGGAGGGUACGACGGAGGGGUGGAUAAAGCACGCGGGAGAUGUGCUGCGGGUGGGAGACGCGCUGUGUGUGCACAUAAAGAGUAUAGACAGAGAGGGGCGGCGCAUGCGGCUGACUACAGUGCCUUCGCCAGCCACUGCCAAAGGGCACUCCCCGCGAAAACCCGUGGAGGCCUUCUGGGUGGGACAGGAAGUGGAGGGCAUAGUGCUGAGGUGUACAGAGUUUGGACUUUUUCUGGACAUUGGGGCUGUCGAAGACGCCUUUCUGCAUGCAAACGAAGUUGGAAGAGAAAACAUCUGCGACGACGUGCAGGAGCUGUUCCGGCGCUUCAAGAAGAGCCGGGGGGCCCGGGGCCGGCGCUGCCCCCCUGCGGACCCUCUGGGGCCCCAGGGGCCCCCCGACGGGGGCCCCGCGGAGGCCCUGGGCUGCCGCACGGGGGACACUUUGAGGGGCCUCCGGGUCUUAGAGAUAGACGCCAGCCGCAGCAGGAUUCAGCUGACGACGCGCUGCGAAGCAGAAGUGCAGCGGCUGCAGCAGUGGAAGCAGCAAAUGCUGCAGAUGCAGGUGGGGGUCCCCCCGAGGGAAUCACCAGAGGAGAAGUUUGCGCGGAUUGGGGCUGCGCUGAAGCUGCUGGAGCGGCACCGAAAGAAGCAGCAGAAGCAGCAGCAGGGGGCCCCUGGGGCCCCCGGGGGGCCCCCUGCUGCUGGUGUUGUUGUGACCCCGCCCCAGAGGCACAGCGGGCAGGGGGCCCCCACGGAGAAGCAGCUGCAGGUCCUUUUCCCGGGCUAUACUGCAGCAGAUGUUGAGGAGGCCCUUUCUUUGCUGGAGGCGGAGAAGAGGCGAAAGGAGCUGCUGCUGCUGCAGGAACAGGAGCGAAGGGCCCGCAAGCGGCAUCCCAGGUUCCAGCGCCGCAGCGCAGACGACCUCAGCCUGCAGGAGGCGCGGCAACUGCUAAAGGAAGAGUCGGGGCUGGUGACUCCCGAGAUGUUGCAGCAAGAUGCUCGGCAGCAAGCUCUCCGGGCCGGAUUAGCAGCAGCAGAAGUUCCGGUCUUCGGGCCUGACGGGCUGCCCAAGAUGCAGCAAGUGCCUCUUAAGAACUUGCUUCCCAGCCCGCACAAAAAGCAGCCUGCUGCUGCUGCUCGCACGCUUGCUGCUGCUGCUGCUGCAGCGGGGGAACCUGCUGCGGCAGCGGCGGAGGCGGCGGCGGCGCCAGGAACCCCUGCUGCAGCGCAGGCAGCUGCCCCACAGGCGCCCGCUGCAGCAGCAGCAGCAGCAGCAGCAGCAGGUGCAGCAGCAGCGCAGGCCCCUGAAGCAGCAGCUUCAAAUCCCUCAGACUCGGAUAACCUCGAGAAGCAGCAAAGCCUCGAGGAGGAGCUGGAGGUCCCUGCAGAGUUCCUGCAGCGGGAGCUGAGGGCAUACGGGGGGCCCCAGGAGCCCGGGGCCCUAGGGGCCCCCCAGGCCCAGGGCCCUGGGGGGCCCCCAGGGGCCCCCCGGGCCCCCCUGGGGGCUGCAGAGCCCCCUGGCGACCAGGGGGGGGAUUUAAGUGCUGCUGAAGUUGACUCUUUUUUCGCUAAGUCGGAGGCCCAACUGCUCAAGUCCCUCAAAAAGGGAAGACGCAGAAGAGUAGACAGCGCCACAGCAGCAGCAGAACAGGAAGAAGUCCGGGAGCUCAUUCAGAUGGAACGCAGGGCGGCCCAGCGGGCCCUCGCAGGGGGCCCCAAGGGGGCCCCCACAGGGGCCCCCAGGGGGGCCCCCAGGCGGGCCCGCAGGGAAGGGCCCCCUGCUGCUGCCAUGGAAAAAGGAGAGACUCUGGGGGAGAUUUCCGAGUCAGAGGUUCUUGAGACAAUCAAAGAGAGGCUGGAGGAAGAGCCCGAGCUGAGCCGGGAGCUGGAGCUGCGGGGAAAAACCCCAGAGGGUUUAGCAGCAGAAAUUCAAAAGAUCUUGACAGAGGUCACAGGUGGGGCCCCCAGCAGCAGCAAAUGCCAGCAGCCUCGCAGGCAACAGCAGCAGCAGCUAG
Messenger RNA from Eimeria tenella, 2362 nucleotides. RefSeq names its product GTPase regulator, putative. Gene Ontology annotation, molecular function: structural constituent of ribosome; mRNA binding. NCBI's taxonomy places the organism in Eukaryota, Apicomplexa, Conoidasida, Eucoccidiorida, Eimeriidae. Gene Ontology annotation, biological process: translation. The transcript is spliced from 5 exons. The record is from RefSeq and is a predicted model, not a curated record. The annotation marks the transcript as partial.